UCAGGAAAAGGCUAAAGAUUAGAUUUGCAUGAAAAGACAUUAGAAACCAUGUUUCGAAGACCUGUAUUACAGGUACUUCACCAGUUCGUGAGACACCAGUCUGAGGUGGCGAGCAGCUUAGUUCUUGAGCGCUCUCUGAAUCGUGUGCAGUUACUUGGACGGGUGGGCCAGGACCCCGUAAUGAGGCAGGUGGAAGGGAAAAACCCGGUCACGAUAUUUUCUCUAGCCACAAAUGAGAUGUGGCGGUCGGGGGACAACGAAGCCUACCAGAUGGGCGAUGUCAGUCAGAAGACAACGUGGCACAGAAUAUCAGUAUUCCGGCCGGGCCUCAGAGAUGUGGCGUAUCAAUAUGUGAAGAAGGGGUCUCGAAUUUUUGUGGAAGGGAAAGUAGACUAUGGUGAAUACACAGAUAAAAAUAACGUGAGGCGACAAGCAACGACCAUUAUAGCCGAUAACAUAAUUUUUCUGAGUGACCAGACAAAAGAAAAGGAAUAGUUUGGACGAUUCAUCUGUGAACACUACUUGGUACAGUUUUAUUCCUAAAUCAUGUAUAAUGUGUAGUAUCAAAAAUUUCUAAGGACAAAAAUUAAAAUGUUUCUUUUAU
Messenger RNA from Sorex fumeus (smoky shrew), 604 nucleotides. RefSeq names its product single stranded DNA binding protein 1 (gene SSBP1). The coding region runs from base 49 to 495 and encodes 148 amino acids. NCBI's taxonomy places the organism in Eukaryota, Metazoa, Chordata, Mammalia, Eulipotyphla, Soricidae. The record is from RefSeq and is a predicted model, not a curated record. Gene Ontology annotation, cellular component: mitochondrial nucleoid. Gene Ontology annotation, biological process: mitochondrial DNA replication; positive regulation of helicase activity. Gene Ontology annotation, molecular function: single-stranded DNA binding. The transcript is spliced from 6 exons.